This is a messenger RNA of Xenopus laevis (African clawed frog), 936 nucleotides long. RefSeq names its product general transcription factor IIA 2 L homeolog (gene gtf2a2.L). Gene Ontology annotation, biological process: transcription initiation at RNA polymerase II promoter. The transcript is spliced from 6 exons. The record is from RefSeq and is a predicted model, not a curated record. Gene Ontology annotation, cellular component: nucleus; transcription factor TFIIA complex. NCBI's taxonomy places the organism in Eukaryota, Metazoa, Chordata, Amphibia, Anura, Pipidae. Bases 202 to 522 code for a protein of 106 amino acids.
AAUCACGUCCUUUGUCACGUGAACUCGAUCACGUACUGAGCGCUCAGACCUACGGCGGAAGUCUGUAUUCAUUUCCGGAGUUUGUUGCCGGAAGGGAGAAAUUGUAGCAGCUGGAAUCGGUAAGAAGUGAUAUUGUUGACAUUAUUGGCCUAAUUUAAAAUUACCACAGUGGAUGGUCAACUGCUUUGACCUCCAUUAGCCAUGGCUUAUCAACUCUACAGGAAUACUACUCUGGGUAACAGUCUUCAGGAAAGCUUGGAUGAGCUAAUACAGUCUCAGCAGAUCAACCCUCAACUUGCACUUCAGGUUCUGCUACAGUUUGACAAGGCUAUUAAUUCAGCAUUGGCACAACGCGUCAGAAACAGAGUCAACUUCAGGGGAUCGUUAAAUACCUAUAGGUUUUGUGAUAACGUAUGGACCUUUGUGUUGAACGACGUUGAGUUCAGAGAGGUUACUGACCUAGUGAAGGUGGAUAAAGUUAAAAUUGUCGCCUGUGAUGGAAAAAUUUCAUUCCUUGGAUAAAUUCAAGUUGGGCAACACCGGUUCAAACACUGCAGAGUAAGAGAAAUGGAAUAUUUCUCCAAAUGGUUUCUGUUGGUCAGCGGCCUUUCCAACAAUAUCAUGGACACGACUGUUUAUUUAUUUCUGUGAUACAGCCAAACAAAGCUAUCCUACAACAUUCACUCAAGAUUUGGAGGAUUUCUUUUUCUAUGUACAUGUAGCACACAAAGCUUCCUAUAAAAGGUUUUUUUGUUUUUUUUAAUACUAAAUGUGAAAUUGCCUUUUUUUUUUUCUUUUUUUUUUCAACAUGUCUAAUAAAAUUUUAUUUAACAAAAGGAAAAUGUAUCCUUAAACUAUAUAUUUAGGGAUUUAAUUUCAAUUCUGUAAAACUGUGCGCCACAUUGACUGCAGAGGAUUAAAGCAAUACCAACACGU